AUGACAGACGUUGCAGAGGCUGUUACUACUAUUCAAUCGUCGAAAGGAGUAUGGGAAGACUUUGUAGCUGGAAGGUUAGUAGUAGUUUCAUUACAUCCAGCGCAAGUUGCGGUUGGACAACCUCUGGAUACUAUAAAAACGCGACUACAAAUAGAAGCCACAAGAUUCAAAGGUCCUAUGGAUUGUUUCUUACAAACUGUUAAGAAAGAGGGACCUUUCGCACUUUAUAAAGUUGGGAUUGGAGCAGUAAAUGCGUUACUUUUUGCAGCUUAUUCGCGUUUAAAAGCAAUUCAGGCAGUCUCACCAGAUGAACAACUGGCACUUCAUAAAAUUGCAAUCGCUGGUGCAGGAGCAGGAGCUGUUAAUAGUAUUCUUUCAUCACCUGUGGAAUUAUUAAAGAUUAAAAUGCAAGCGCAAUAUGGAUCAAGCGAAGUAUCACGGUAUAAAGGACCAGUUGAUUGUGCACAACAAUUGAUUAAAGAGUUUGGAAUUCGAAAUGGAUUGUUUCGGGGAUUUUGGGCUACAGUGGCACGUGAAAUUCCGGCUUAUGCAGGAUUUUAUAGUGGAUUUGAAUUUGCUAAAAGGAAGCUUACACCAAUUGGGGGUAAUCCUAAUAAUCUUCCACCUUCGACGCUAAUGAUAGCAGGGUCUUUUGGAGGGAUAUGCUUUUGGUCGUGUUGUUACCCUUUGGACGUGAUCAAGUCAAAGGUGCGGCAUUAA
Molecule: messenger RNA, 720 nt
Organism: Racocetra fulgida
Lineage: Eukaryota; Fungi; Glomeromycota; Glomeromycetes; Diversisporales; Gigasporaceae
Source: the annotation of a GenBank genome assembly